This is a messenger RNA of Triticum dicoccoides, 2418 nucleotides long. RefSeq names its product O-fucosyltransferase 6-like. The transcript is spliced from 11 exons. The record is from RefSeq and is a predicted model, not a curated record. Lineage: Eukaryota; Viridiplantae; Streptophyta; Magnoliopsida; Poales; Poaceae. Bases 289 to 2010 code for a protein of 573 amino acids.
CCGUCUCAUCGUUUUCUACUACCUGCUCUCUCGCCAAAUGUUGCCACCCAACUAACAAAACAAAAGCCUGCACUUCCGUCCGCCUCCGGCCCCGGCCGCUUCCUUCCUUCCCAUCUCUGCCGCCACCACCAAAACCCGCACGCUCGAUCGCAAAGCCCAGGAGGACCGGAGCGGGAAGAGAACAAGGCGUGCGCGCGUGAGAGAGAGAGAGAGAGAGAGAGAGAGAGAGAGAGAGAGAGAGAGAGAGAGAGAGAGAGAGAGAGAGAGGUGGCGGAGGAGGAGCGCCGCAUGGGGUCGAGGCGGCGGCGCGGGCAGCACCACGGCCGCUGGGUGGUGCCCUCGGUGGCGCCGGCCGCGGCGGCGUUCACGGCGGCCGGGCUGCUGCUCGUCGUCGUCGCGUUCCACUGCUUCCUCUCGCCGCCGCUCGGGGGUGGCGGCGGCGGCGUCCGGCGCCCCAACCCGCCGUUCCUGUUGAACAAACCGGCCGAGUUGCGCAGGAAUCUCGUCGGCACCGUCGAUUUCACCGUUCCGAGUGGCGGGAGCAGGCUGGGGGAAGAGCUCUGGGCGUCCAAGACGGCGCACCACUUCGUUGGCUGCAGCGACGCCACCAAGGAGUUCGCCGCAGAUGCCAAGGCUGUCACCGAGUCGAAUCGCUAUCUGAUGAUCGCCACCAGCGGGGGCCUGAACCAGCAGCGAACAGGGAUCAUAGAUGCUGUUGUUGCAGCGCGCAUUCUGAAUGCAACACUUGUCAUUCCAAAGCUUGAUCAGGCAUCUUUCUGGAACGACGCAAGUGAUUUUGGGGAGAUAUUUGAUGCUGACUCAUUCAUAUCCUCGCUCGCAAAUGAUGUAAAGAUCAUACGACAAGUACCUGAUAUAAAUGGGAAAACACCAUUUCCAUAUAAGAUGCGUGUACCUAGGAAGUGUACUCCAAAAUGCUAUGAGAACCGAGUACUACCUGCCCUUUUAAAGAAGCAUGUUGUUCAACUAACAAAAUUUGACUACCGGGUUUCCAACAGGUUGGAGACUGAUCUUCAAAAGCUGAGGUGUAGAAUCAAUUAUCAUGCACUAAAGUUCACAGAUCCAAUUCUCGAAAUGGGCCGAUUGCUUGUCCAAAGAAUGAGAGCCAAAAGCGGACGCUUCAUUGCUCUUCACCUAAGAUUUGAGCCUGACAUGCUCGCCUUCUCGGGAUGCUACUUUGGGGGUGGCGAAAUCGAGAGAAGGGAACUAGGUGCAAUACGUAAGAGGUGGAAUACACUGCAUGAAAGCAACCCUGACAGAGAGCGCCGGCAUGGCAAAUGUCCUCUAACACCUGAAGAAGUUGGCUUCAUGCUCAGGGCAUUGGGUUUUGGGAAGGAUGUCCACCUAUAUGUUGCGUCGGGGGAUGUAUAUGGAGGAGAGGAGACAUUAGCACCUCUGGAAGCGCUCUUCCCAAACUUCCACUCGAAGGAGACUCUAUCAAGCAAGGAGGAGCUGGCACCUUUCUUGCCAUUCUCGUCUCGCAUGGCCGCCCUUGAUUAUGUAGUGUGUGAUGGCAGCGAUGUUUUCGUGACAAAUAACAAUGGCAACAUGGCAAGAAUGUUGGCUGGUCGAAGGAGAUACUUUGGGCACAAGAGGACCAUACGACCCAAUUCUAAGAAGCUCUCUUCACUCUUCCUUAAUCGAACCAGCAUGAGCUGGGACACAUUUGCAUCCAAAGUUCAGAUGUACCAAAAGGGGUUUAUGGGUGAGCCAAAUGAGAUUAAACUAGGAAAAGGUGAAUUUCACGAGCACCCUAUGGACUGCAUUUGUGCAAGGACAAAGAGAAGAACUGGGCAUAGUAAGCCGAACCUAAGCAAUCGUGCUGUUGAAGCUCCCGGGAAUCAUACCAGUGAUGCUGAGUUUGACUGGAGCGAUUUGGACUAUGGAGAGAAUACACCCUUGGGAGGGGAUUCAUCAAAUGAGACUGAUCCAGACUACGGCCGUAUUGCUGGACCAGACAUUCCUGAAUUGGAGGACAUACUCUCAGACUAAAAUUGAUAGCUAUUAUAAUAGGUUUAGUCACUUAGAAAGGAAAGUUGGUGAAGUUUUUUGUGUACAGAAGCUACUGCAGAAUUUAUCUUCUCCUGUUUUUCUUUGCAUGGAGAAAUCAGGAAGAGCUUCUUACAGAAGAAGACAGAAGUAGGCCAUCAGUAUGAGCAAGACAAAUGUACAGCAUUUGACUGGUCUGCAUCAGAUGCUGAUUGGCAAAUUAGAAGAACUUUUUUGCUUGGUUUUGCAUUAAUAUAUUUUAGAUUGAACCGUAAAAUAGGCGCUAGCCCCUUUUGCUUUAUAUAGUUUGAUGUAAUGUGACAGUGAGUUCAAAUUUUUGGUCUGCCGUGAAAUCUGUACAUAACUUAGAACAUGAAGAAGAGCAAGAAAGAAUGAAAAUUUUACCCAUUA